Molecule: messenger RNA, 2309 nt
Organism: Corylus avellana
Lineage: Eukaryota; Viridiplantae; Streptophyta; Magnoliopsida; Fagales; Betulaceae
Molecular function (GO): double-stranded RNA binding
Source: RefSeq, a predicted model, not a curated record
GAAGGCUCCAAAAGUACCGACGCUCAAUCGAAAGAAACAGAAAUUACCGCCCUCAGGAUUUUUCUAGGGUUUCUGGACGCUCUAGCCGUCGAGUAAAUUCUUCUGCUUGUUUUUACAACGUAAAUGUGCAUAAUUUCUCAUCUCUAAUGGUUACUAGAAUCCACACUCCACACUCGACAGAAUAACCACAACAACGUACGAAAAUGACGGAGCUUCCACUAGUACACACAAAGCAUACACUACCCUACACACCUCCAUUCCUCGUAAAUUUCACUUCCGUCAGCACGAUAGAGAGAGUUAUAGAAUGGCGUGAAAUAUUUCUUGUUUACACUACUGUCUCUUACUUUCCCGCAAACUUUUUCCCUCACUUUCUCGGGAAAUUUUUUUUCAACCAAGAGUCGGGACGGUUUCCGAGGUCAAAUUAGACAGCCAAGUUUUCUUGGCAACAGCAAGGCUUCAAUCUUGUUGAUUGAGUUCUUUGAAGGAGUUGACGACUGUGGAAUUAGGGUCAAGAGAGAAUAGACAUGUAUAAGAACCAAUUACAAGAGUUAGCUCAGAGAAGCUGCUUCAACCUACCAUCAUAUUCAUGCAUCCGGGAAGGACCAGAUCAUGCCCCUCGAUUCAAAGCUACUGUCAAUUUUAAUGGAGAAACUUUUGAAAGCCCUACCUUCUGCUCUACUCUAAGACAGGCAGAACAUGCUGCUGCUGAGGUAGCUCUGAACACACUUGCAAGAAGGGGCCCUUCUAGAGCGUUGGCUGCAAGAGUUCUGGAUGAAACGGGAGUUUAUAAGAAUUUGCUUCAGGAGACUGCUCACAGAGCUGGGCUAAAACUUCCUGUUUAUAGCACUGUUCGAUCUGGACCAGGCCAUGUACCUGUUUUCUCAUGUACGGUUGAGCUUGCAGGAAUGAGCUUUACAGGUGAACCAUCUAGGACCAAGAAACAAGCUCAGAAAAAUGCUGCCAUGGCUGCUUGGUCUGCCUUAAAAAAAUUGUCUCAGAGUCACUCAUCUUCCCCCACUCCAUCACUGGAGUCUAAAGCCAAUGAAGAACAGGAGCAAGUAACCAUUGCUCGUGUUCUUGCAAGUUUACGACCAUCAGAGUCAAGUCAGUCUGCGGAAAAUUAUCACCGACAUGGUCAGCGAAGAUCCACACCCGUCUUAUGGGGAUCAACCCAGCCAACCCCAAGCUUAUACCCUGUGCAAUGCCAGAACUGGGCAUACUCUAGUUUUUCCCCGGAGAUGGCCAUGUACCAAAUCUGGCAGCAAGAACAAUUAUUACAGCAGCAAAACCACCUGUUGGCACUUACAGUUCCAGCAGUUACUCCAUCAGCUCCUCAGAUUUAUCCAUUUGUGCAAUCUAUGCUCCAGCCAGACCACUGUCUAUAUUUUCCAGGAAGGGAAGUAGAGUCAAUCCCAAUGGGACCCAAAAUCACAAUUGCUACCUCGGGCACAUCAUUCUGCUUCUCAAAUCAUUUGGUUCCUGGUUCAAUCAGGGGCCGGUCCACAGUGACUAUUCAAGAGAUACAGGAAGAGAAACCAGAAGAAUCAUCCAGGUACUCUCCAUCUAGUGUUGGCAACAAUGGUGGUACUGAACCACAAAUCCCAGAAACAGUUCGGGAGGACGACAAACAGAGCUUUAGUGGGAUAGAAAGCAAAAUUAGAAAUCUUCAGCUGGAAGGGAACCAAACAGGACAAUUUGAAUAUGCUUCUCAUAGGAGCACGGAUUCUGGAUUUAAGCCGAUUGAGUCUCAAUUACAAAACCCAUGUAUGUACUCUUCUCGGCCUAAUCUCAGACCCCAAUAUCCACCAAGAGCAAGUUUCCACAGUAUUUUUGGACCACCUUCAUCUGCAGCUGCUCCUGUGAGGAUUAGAACCAUCGGCCCCAAUUCAUCGAUGGGAUUUAGACCACAAAAUAUGUCAUCACCUGGGGCUGCUCCGCCAAGAAUGCGAACUGGGGUUCCUUCAUGUUCAACCAGACCACCUGAUAGAUUGGACCUUGGAGGAGUGCCUCCUGCCUUCAUGGCACCAGCUGUUCGAAUCAGAUCGGUUGUGCCAGUCUGCUCUGCUCCGCCAGUGAGAAAGAUGCCAAGCCCCACUGGCGAUGGAGGGUCAGAAAACAAGGAAAGAAAGAAUUAGAACUGGAAGAUUUGUCAAGAGCAGGUUGAGAGUUCGGGAAGCUUAGGAUAUGAAAGGAGUAUAGAUACUACAAGCGACUCUGUUUCUCUUGUAUUUUCAUAUGCAAAUUAUGGUGGUUUUUGAGAGGCCAUUAAUGCUUCAUCGUAAUUAGAAUAAAUGGCAGUUCUUUCAUAA